This is a messenger RNA of Phacochoerus africanus (Common warthog), 3111 nucleotides long. RefSeq names its product kelch like family member 42 (gene KLHL42). Gene Ontology annotation, molecular function: protein binding. NCBI's taxonomy places the organism in Eukaryota, Metazoa, Chordata, Mammalia, Artiodactyla, Suidae. The coding region runs from base 131 to 1648 and encodes 505 amino acids. The record is from RefSeq and is a predicted model, not a curated record. The transcript is spliced from 3 exons.
GGAGAGGCUGGGCGGGCGCGGGCGGCGGUGCGCCGCCGCCGCCUCCCAGCGCCAGCGUUCGGCAGCCUCCCCGGAACCCGGCGAGCGCGGAGAGCUGGCGGGAGCCCCCGCUGCCCCCGGGCCCCCGACCAUGUCGGCCGAGGAGAUGGUGCAGAUCCGUCUGGAGGACCGCUGCUACCCGGUGAGCAAGAGGAAGCUCAUCGAGCAGAGCGACUACUUCCGCGCCCUCUACCGCUCCGGCAUGCGUGAGGCCCUGAGCCCGGAGGCCGGCGGCCCCGAGGUGCAGCAGCUACGCGGCCUCAGCGCCCCGGGCCUGCGCCUGGUGCUGGACUUCAUCAACGCCGGCGGGGCCCGCGAAGGCUGGCUGUUGGGCCGGCGGGGGGAGCCGGGCGGCGGUGGGGAGGAGGAGGAGGACAUGGACGAGGUGAGCCUGCUGUCCGAGCUGGUGGAGGCGGCCUCCUUCCUGCAGGUCACGUCCCUGCUGCGGCUGCUGCUGUCCCAGGUGCGGCUCACCAACUGCCUAGAGCUGUACCGCCUGGCGCAGGUGUACGGGCUGCCCGACCUGCAAGAGGCCUGCCUGCGCUUCAUGGCCGUCCACUUCCACGAGGUGCUCUGCAAGCCCCAGUUCCAUCUCCUGGGGUCUUCUCCUCCGGCCCCCGGGGAUGUCAGCCUGAAACAGAGGCUGAGAGAGGCCCGGAUGACUGGGACUCCUGUGCUCGUGGCGCUGGGUGAUUUCCUGGGGGGACCCCUAGCCCCUCACCCCUAUCAAGGAGAGCCCCCGUCCAUGCUCAGGUACGAGGAAAUGACCGAGCGUUGGUUCCCGCUGGCCAACAACCUCCCUCCAGACCUGGUGAACGUCAGGGGCUAUGGGUCCGCCAUCCUGGACAACUACCUCUUUAUAGUGGGCGGCUACAGGAUCACCAGCCAAGAGAUCUCCGCGGCCCACUCCUACAACCCCAGCACCAACGAGUGGCUCCAGGUGGCCUCCAUGAACCAGAAGAGGUCUAACUUCAAACUCGUGGCUGUAAAUUCAAAACUCUAUGCCAUUGGCGGGCAGGCUGUUUCUAACGUUGAGUGUUAUAACCCUGAGCAGGAUGCGUGGAAUUUCAUGGCACCCUUACCAAACCCUCUGGCUGAGUUCUCUGCCUGUGAGUGUCAGGGGAAAAUUUAUGUCAUCGGAGGAUAUACUACCAGAGACCGGAACAUGAACAUCCUGCAGUACUGCCCCGCCGCCGACCUCUGGACGCUCUUUGAGACAUGCGACGUCCACAUCCGCAAGCAGCAGAUGGUGUCUGUGGAGGAGACCAUCUACAUUGUGGGGGGCUGCCUCCACGAGCUGGGGCCCACCCGGAGGGGCAGCCAGAGCGAGGACAUGCUCACCGUGCAGUCCUACAACACUGCCACCCGCCAGUGGCUCUACCUCAAGGAGAACACAUCCAAGUCGGGCCUGAACUUGACGUGCGCGCUUCACAACGACGGCAUCUACAUCAUGAGCAGAGACGUGACCCUGUCCACCAGCCUGGAACACCGCGUCUUCCUCAAGUACAACAUCUUUAACGAUAGUUGGGAAGCCUUCCGGCGUUUCCCAGCCUUUGGACACAACUUGCUGGUCUCCUCCCUUUAUCUGCCCAAUAAGGCAGAAACAUGACCGAAUUAGUAUUUGAAAGAAACCUGGAUCAAGACCAAAAAAAAAAAAAGUGUCCAUUUUCAAGCGAAACUGCUUUUUAAAGGGGACGUGGGUUUUAGGUCACGUACAAAAGGUGUAAAUAAGCUUACUUGAACCAGUUACUUGAAAACUUGUGGUGAAAAGAGACCAACUUUAUUAUUUUUUUAAUUACUGAUUUUUAAAACGGUGGGAGCAAAUCCAUGAUACUGUUUUCGUACAAAUGUGAUACCCUUAGGCAGAGGACCGAAACUGAUCCUCAAAAAGAAGAUUCAUUGUGCCUGCUUCGUAAAGGGCCAAAGUCAGUAAUUGGCAUGAAUAGUUAAGAUGAUUUUAAAAUCUGUUUUCUUUAGGUCACUUGAAAUAGUGUUGCUACCUUAAGUGAGAGGUUUUUUUUUUUUUUGGUUAUUACUUUACUUGACAAACAUUAACACCAUCUUUCUCCCCUCUUCUCCCCCAGUCACACCCGUAUAUACUUGCAGUGUGUUUAAAAUAGGGUUCUAUGUUCAUAAUAGUGUAUUUGCACACGACUUUUCAGGAAAUUUACCCUGAUGGAACCCAGCAUCCAUUCCUCCCCAAAACCUGCAUUAAAAAUAUUGUCAGCUAUUUUUCUAGUCUUUUUUUUUUUACAGUUUUGAAUACUGAGUAAAUAAGCAGAUUAUAACUUCUUAUUUCAUUUAUGUAGCAGAUUGCAGAUUUAUGUGGUCAGAUACUUGUAUUGCUAGGCAUUCUGUACUGCUUAAAAGAGAGAAUAUAUUGUUUAAAAGGAUGGAUCUCUAUAUUUUUUAAAUCGAGUCUUACAUUUAAAUGGGAAGGGAAGGAAGCACCAAAUAAGGGAAGAAAUGCCUUUAUGGUUUUACUUUUAUUGACUGUAUUUGACUUAGUUCUUUUUUAAAGAUUGAAACAAUAACUUUGUAUUAAGGUCAGGUACCUUUCUAAUUCAGUCUUGGCUUUUCUACCCCAGCUUUGCUUUUGUGGGGUAAAGUGAGGGUAGCUUUGAAACAUCUGUGCAGGAGAGAGGGGAAGAAGCCCUUCCAGCAGUGGAAUGGCAUCUGAUGGGAUUUCUGAAAUUCGAUAGGGUGCUCUUUGCCUUGGUUGUUAAAUCAUGUGGAUCCCUGCUCAAGCCGUUGUUUGUUUACAGUGAGUCACUCAACAGCGAAUAGAAUCUUCUGCCAAUUAUAGAUCAGCAUUUCUUUAAAAAUAUACAGGCAUAUCUUGACGAUACUGCAGUUCAGUUCCAGACCCUGGCAGUAAAGCAAAUAACGAAAGUCACAUGAAUUUUUUGGUUUCUCAGUGCAUGUAAUAGUUAUGUUUACAUGAUCCUGUAGUCUACUAAGUAUAAGAUACUAUUAUGUUCUAAAAAAGUACAUACCUUGGGAGUUCUCAUUGUGGCUCAGUGGUUAAUGAACCCAACUCGUAUCCAUGAGGACACAGGUUCCAUCCCUGGC